Molecule: messenger RNA, 1125 nt
Organism: Alternaria atra
Lineage: Eukaryota; Fungi; Ascomycota; Dothideomycetes; Pleosporales; Pleosporaceae
Exons: 4
Coding region: 1-1125 (374 amino acids)
Source: RefSeq, a predicted model, not a curated record
AUGGCUGAGAAGACGACUGUACAGACUACGAACGCCUUGACACCACCCUUCUCUUCCCGUCCCAUUCCACCUCCAUCCACCGCAGCCAACUCCAGCAACCCCACCUCGCGCGAAAUCGCGCAUCAGAAUGGCCACAUCGAUCCUAGCCAGGAUCGCACCCCAACGCACAUACAGCCCGUGUUGGACUCGGUCACGACGAUAGCGCUUUCACCCGAAGACUCCCUUCCCACCAUAAGCGGCAGGAGCAACAGCAUAUUCCUCGCCAACGACGACCCUCGCCAGUUUCUGAAACACGACCUCGAUCUCUCACGCCUCAAUCGCAUACAUGGGCACCUAUGGAUGGCAGGCCGACCCAUGCGCGCCAGGCCACUUCACAGAUACAAGAUGCUAGGCAUGGAAGUGCUAGGCACGCAACAGAUGGACUUGCAUCUGCUGAAGUUCUCAACCAAGCUGCUGGUCAAGCCAUUACCGGAGUGGAUGCUCAGCUACGACUUUUGGAACGAGCACAUCUGCAAACCAGGGGAUGCUGAUCUUACGCGCAAGUUGGAAGAGGGCUGGUUGUGGAAGAGUGCAGCAGGGUUCCUGGUGAGCUACGUGUGGCUCAUCACUACACCGCUGGACUUGAAGAUUGCACACGAGUACAUGCUCCUACCAAGCUUUGUAACCUGGCACUGGUGGAAAGAUUUCGUGAAAGAUUUUAUGCAACAUGUGGAUAUCAACACACUACAGGAGGUGAACCAACGUUACCAGUUCGGCGACCUGAGGCUGGGACGGAUCAACAGCAUCUAUCGCAUACGAUAUGGAUACAACCGCUACGUAAUCUUCUUCCAACGAAACUUCUCUUGGAUCCUUAUCGUAUUCGUCUUCUUCAGUCUUGUUCUUUCCGCCAUGCAAGUUGGCUCGAGCCUGAAAGAACUCGAAGGCAACUAUGCAUUCCUUCGCGCCAGUUACGUCUUCGUUGUGUUUAGUAUGGUUUCCGUGGUCGCCGUUCUCGCAUUCGUUACCAUCGUUUUCAUCGGCAUCUUCCUCUUCAACAUGGUCAAAGCCAUUACGCAUGCGGUAAGUGAGCAAAAGAAGAGGAUCAAGUUGGCUCAAAAGAAAGAGGAGUCAGGUAAGGACGUGUAA